GCUCCGGACUUCUUCGUGCGCGAUGUCGACGAGGCCUCGGAGGCCUCCACUUGGCAUCGUGAUGGCCGAAGCUCCCCGAGCUUUGAUGCCCCAAGGCGCCUCUUCAGGCCAGAGAAGUCAGUGCCGGACUUCGCUUUGUCCAUCUGCGUCCUCCGCGAGGGGGUCAAGGGCAGCUUCGUGGACUUCAGGCGAUUGCAUGCUGUGGCCGACCCGCAG
Messenger RNA from Symbiodinium pilosum, 216 nucleotides. The record is from the annotation of a GenBank genome assembly. NCBI's taxonomy places the organism in Eukaryota, Dinophyceae, Suessiales, Symbiodiniaceae.